UCUCCCUCUCGGUGGCUGGCCAAGCUCCUCUCCUCUGUGUCCUGCUCUCCACCUGGCCUCCAUGAGUUUAACUGAGGACAAGCCAUUCCUCCCUGGAAGAUGGGAAAUGCUUCAGACACAUCUGCUGUGUUUGUCUCCACCAUCUCCAAGGAGCAUGACAUCUUCAUGGGUUCACUCUACAGUGUAUUCUGUAUACUGUCCCUCAUUGGCAACUCCAUUCUGCUACUUGUUGCUCAUCACAAGCGGUCAACCUUGAAACCAGCAGAAUUCUUUAUCAUCAAUCUCUCCAUCAGUGACCUUGGGAUGACACUCACUUUACUUCCACUGGCAAUACCAUCUGCUUUUUCACACAGGUGGCUGUUUGGAGAAACCAUCUGCCAGCUCUAUGCUACGUGCGGAGUGCUGUUUGGUCUAUGCAGCUUGACAAACCUCACAGUCCUCUCCUUAGUGUGCUGCCUUAAAGUCUGCAUCCCUAACCAUGGUAACAACUUCUCCUCGUCACAUGCCCGCCUCCUGGUGGCUGGAGUGUGGUGUUACGCGGCUGUGUUUGCUGUGGGGCCCCUGGCACACUGGGGACAUUACAGUGUCGAGCCUUACGGGACAGCCUGCUGCAUUGACUGGCAUGCACCCAACUAUGAGCUUUCAGCUUUGUCUUACAUUAUCUGCCUUUUCUUCUUUUGCUAUGUGCUGCCCUGCACCAUCAUCUUCCUCUCCUACACUUUUAUUCUGCUGACCGUGCGGGGGUCACGUCAGGCCGUCCAGCAGCAUGUGUCACCACAGCCCAAGACCACCAGUGCACACACUCUCAUUGUCAAGCUGUCUGUAGCAGUGUGCAUUGGCUUCCUGGCUGCUUGGUCCCCAUAUGCUGCCGUGGCUAUGUGGGCUGCUUUCGGGGAUGCCACGCAAGUUCCUCCUGCUGCUUUCGCCCUUGCUGCAGUGUUUGCCAAGUCUUCUACUAUCUACAACCCUAUGGUGUACCUGCUGUGUAAGCCCAACUUUCGCGAGUGCUUAUACAGAGACACUUCUAUGUUACGACAGAUGAUCUACAGGGGGAGUCCGCAGUCAGAGCCGAAAGAACGUUUCGGCUCCACAUCACAGCCCAACAAGGACAUGAGCGUCUCCACGCGCUUUUCAAAUGGGCAGCAGGAGAGCUACGGAGCGUGUCUGCACUGCACUGAGAAUGCAGCUUUGUGUCAUGUGACACCCCAAAGGACUGCCUGCAUCCUUACUGGAUCCACCUACACAGAGGUGACAGUCGCCCAACUCUCAGCCAAACCACAGGCUGCGUUCCUCUAGUGGAACAGCCUCAUUCUUUCAUAAAACAAAUAAGAGAUGACACGUGUCCAAAAAAAGACAGAGAUUACCUAACAAUGAAGGCUCCUGCACAGGUUAUAGUGUGUUUCACUGAGACUUCACCACUUUUGCAAAACUCUGCACUGUGCUUGUUUCAUCUGAGAAGAUUUGCCACAGAAACCUAUACUUUUAAUGUCCUGUCUUGACAUCUACUUCUGUGUCAGCUUGUUUCCUGUUUCAUUUAAAUGUGCAGUAAUUUAAAAGGGUUCCAAAAAAGCAGAAAACGAGAC
Messenger RNA from Archocentrus centrarchus (flier cichlid), 1583 nucleotides. RefSeq names its product opsin 7, group member d (gene opn7d). Bases 100 to 1296 code for a protein of 398 amino acids. The transcript is spliced from 6 exons. The record is from RefSeq and is a predicted model, not a curated record. Gene Ontology annotation, molecular function: G protein-coupled receptor activity. Gene Ontology annotation, cellular component: membrane. Gene Ontology annotation, biological process: G protein-coupled receptor signaling pathway; visual perception. Lineage: Eukaryota; Metazoa; Chordata; Actinopteri; Cichliformes; Cichlidae.